Eimeria mitis is the source of this 861-nucleotide messenger RNA. RefSeq names its product Guanylyl cyclase enzyme, related. The record is from RefSeq and is a predicted model, not a curated record. Gene Ontology annotation, biological process: response to oxygen levels; cyclic nucleotide biosynthetic process. Gene Ontology annotation, molecular function: guanylate cyclase activity. Lineage: Eukaryota; Apicomplexa; Conoidasida; Eucoccidiorida; Eimeriidae. Gene Ontology annotation, cellular component: guanylate cyclase complex, soluble.
AUGGACACCAGCCUGUCCGUUAUACUAGGAGUAGCUGUUAUGCUCCGGUUACCUUUUAAGGUGGCUACAGGAAUAAAUCUUUUCUAUGUACUAUCGAGCACAGUGCGGUACUUCGUAGGAUUUUACAAUCAGUCAUACUUCUGUCGUUUUGCGUGUACAAUAUCUCCCCCUCGCCUCCUCUCUCCCUUGGUCGCGACUCCAUGCGCAGAAGGUUUCUCUCUGGAUAGACUUGGACGGUGCAUUCCCGUGGAUUCGGAACUCCAUGAACUGAUGGCUCCUCUCCGAACGCGGCAGGAACUGCUAGCUGUGGCGGCAGCGCAUGCAAUAGGUUCGACCCCGGAGGAAGUAUUAAGCAAGCUGACCCGUCCACGCUACCACCGCCUCAUGGCGGGGGUAGAAAUGGAAGAUGAAUCCGAUGGCUUCAUUAUGUAUUGUGCAGUGAAGCCUAUGAACAUGCCAAAUGCAAUCCCUUAUUAUUUGUGCUCUCCACCUCUGUUCCUAUCGGUUCUCUUCUGCGACGUCGCGGACUUCCACAACCUCGUCUGCGCCUUUUCGUUGCCACAGGACUUAGUGAAGCUCCUGGAUGCGCUUUUUUUAUGCUUCGACAAGCUGAGUGAGCAGUUUCAACUUGUAAAGAUCGAAACUGUCUUCGAGACGUACCUUGCUGCCGCAGGCCUGAAUGAUCCUGUUUUAGCUGAGGACGCAGCUGGACAGAUGGAUGACGAGAGGGACUCUUUCAGCGAACGCGACCUCCUCAAAGUCCAGCAGGGCGCGUUCAGUGCUGUCGAGACUGCAUUGGCAAUGCUCCAGGUGACUAUGUACAUAACAUAUCUAGGGACAACGACGCAUCACACGCAGUAA